This is a messenger RNA of Ilex paraguariensis (yerba mate), 270 nucleotides long. The record is from the annotation of a GenBank genome assembly. NCBI's taxonomy places the organism in Eukaryota, Viridiplantae, Streptophyta, Magnoliopsida, Aquifoliales, Aquifoliaceae.
AUGCGGAAUCCUGAGUUAGAGAAGUUAAACAAUGGUGGCUUUUGGCAGCUGGAUGAAAUUUACACAGAAAAUCAACUUCGGCUACCAUGGUCAGGUGGUGAGCAAAGCAGUCAAUAUGGCCAACCUAACACUCAAUCCCACGAGUUCUUCCAGCCAUUAGAAUGCAAUUCCACUUUUCAAACAGGGUACAAUCCUGCAGGUUCAACCCAGAUAGCUGCUGCGGCAAAUGUCCAGAAUGUCAAUGGGUUAAUCCCUGGGUGGAUGCUGUGA